Procambarus clarkii (red swamp crayfish) is the source of this 924-nucleotide messenger RNA. Its product is annotated as U6 snRNA-associated Sm-like protein LSm5. NCBI's taxonomy places the organism in Eukaryota, Metazoa, Arthropoda, Malacostraca, Decapoda, Cambaridae. The record is from RefSeq and is a predicted model, not a curated record. Gene Ontology annotation, cellular component: Lsm1-7-Pat1 complex; U6 snRNP; U4/U6 x U5 tri-snRNP complex. Gene Ontology annotation, molecular function: RNA binding. Gene Ontology annotation, biological process: mRNA splicing, via spliceosome.
UAUUUAUAGUCAUUCAGAAGGUUAUACCCCCGUGACCAGCGAUGGCGGCUCCGAAUCCCUCCACACUUCUGCCUCUUGAGUUAGUAGAUAAAUGUAUUGGUUCUCGUAUUCACAUCAUCAUGAAGAGUGACAAGGAAAUAGUUGGGACUCUUCUUGGCUUUGAUGACUUUGUAAACAUGGUACUUGAGGACGUGACUGAAUACGAAUCUACACCAGAGGGACGAAGAAUCACGCAGCUUGAUCAAAUUCUUCUCAAUGGAAACCAUAUAACAAUGCUUGUUCCAGGUGGUGCGGAAUUAGUAGACUAAAGAAAAUGCAUAAUUUGUUUCUAAAAUGUGAUACCAGUAUCAUCUUGUGAUCUUGGAAUACUCUAAAAGUGUGUAGAGAAGAAACCUAAUAAAAGGCUAGAGACUUUGCUACAAUAAUUCAUUCUCAGUUUAUUUUAGUGAAAAAUGUAUUGCGCUUUUCAUGUGGGGUCUCGUUGUGUAUUUGUGCAAAGAAAAUUUUUAUUUUGGGGGAAAAGUAGCAAAAACAUUAAUGAAUAUCAAGGAAAUAAAAUACAUUUAAAAAAAUUACAAUCUUGAUUGUAUGAAGAGCUGUGAUGCAGAUCCUGCAGAUGACAAGUUACUGGACUUUUUCGUUCUUAAGAUCUAAAAGAAUUUAGUCUUUUUGUGACAUGUGUACUUCAAUUACCAGAAUUUAGAGAAAUUUUACCAUAUGAAAUGGUGUAAUAUGUGAGCUAAAAAGAUUUGAUUACUUUUGUUUAAUUUAUAUGAAAUUUAAGCUUUUUCAGUAACUGCUGAAAUUCUAAUAAAAGAUGUUUAUUCCUUCUGAUGGGCUAAUAGGGGCAAGAUUUUUUAUUUCUUGUUGGUGUAACUUCAUGUGUGUGUGUGUGUACUUUUAUACAAUAAAGUUUUGACAUUA